Passer domesticus (house sparrow) is the source of this 2511-nucleotide messenger RNA. It is a transcript of the gene STAM, whose product is annotated as signal transducing adaptor molecule. Bases 120 to 1754 code for a protein of 544 amino acids. Lineage: Eukaryota; Metazoa; Chordata; Aves; Passeriformes; Passeridae. Gene Ontology annotation, cellular component: ESCRT-0 complex. The record is from RefSeq and is a predicted model, not a curated record. Gene Ontology annotation, molecular function: ubiquitin binding; phosphatidylinositol binding. The transcript is spliced from 14 exons. Gene Ontology annotation, biological process: protein transport to vacuole involved in ubiquitin-dependent protein catabolic process via the multivesicular body sorting pathway.
GGCGGGAGGAGGAGCCGCCGCCGCCGCCGCCGCCGCCGAGGGCUGCUGUCUCUCUCUCUCUCGCCGCCGCCGCCGCUGCCGCCGCGCCGCCGGGAGGGGCGGCCGCCCCCCGCCCCGCCAUGCCGCUCUUCGCCACCAACCCUUUCGACCAGGAUGUGGAGAAAGCAACCAGUGAGAUGAACACUGCGGAGGACUGGGGCCUCAUCUUAGACAUCUGUGAUAAAGUUGGACAGUCACGCACAGGGCCUAAAGACUGUCUCCGCUCUAUUAUGAAGAGAGUGAACCAUAAAGAUCCACACGUCGCUAUGCAAGCAUUAACACUUCUAGGAGCAUGUGUAUCAAACUGUGGCAAAAUCUUUCAUUUAGAAGUCUGUUCAAGAGAUUUUGCCAGUGAAGUAAGCAAUGUGUUGAAUAAGGGUCAUCCAAAAGUUUGUGAAAAGCUGAAAGCCCUUAUGGUGGAAUGGACUGAUGAAUUCAAGAAUGACCCACAGCUUAGUUUAAUAUCCGCUAUGAUAAAAAACCUUAAGGAGCAAGGAGUUACUUUCCCAGCUAUUGGUUCACAGGCUGCUGAACAGGCAAAAGCAAGUCCAGCUCUAGUUGCCAAAGAUCCUGGUGCAGCAGCCACCAAAAAGGAAGAGGAGGAUUUAGCUAAAGCUAUUGAGUUGUCACUAAAAGAACAAAGGCAACAGCAAACAACACUUUCCAGUCUGUAUCCAAGCACCUCAGGCCUUUUAACAAACCACAAACAUGAGGGACGAAAGGUUCGUGCAAUCUACGAUUUUGAGGCUGCUGAAGAUAACGAACUAACUUUUAAAGCUGGAGAACUUAUAACUAUACUUGAUGACAGUGAUCCAAAUUGGUGGAAAGGGGAAACUCAUCAGGGUAUAGGAUUGUUUCCAUCUAAUUUUGUAACAGCUGAUCUUUCUGCUGAGCCUGAAAUGAUGAAAGCUGAGAAGAAAACAGUGCAGUUCAGCGAUGAAGUUCAAGUAGAGACAAUAGAACCUGAGCCAGAACCAGUUUAUAUUGAUGAAGAUAAAAUGGACCAACUCUUGCAGAUGUUACAAAGUGCUGAUCCAUCUGAUGACCAGCCAGACCUCCCAGAGCUGCUUCAUCUUGAGGCAAUGUGCCAUCAGAUGGGACCUCUCAUAGAUGAAAAAUUGGAGGAUAUAGACAGGAAACAUUCAGAACUUUCAGAGCUCAAUGUUAAAGCAAUGGAAGCUCUUUCUUUGUAUAACAAAUUGAUGAAUGAGGACCCAAUGUAUUCCAUGUAUGCAAAACUACAAAACCAGCAGUAUUACAUGCAGUCAUCUAGUGUUUCUGGCUCUCAGGUUUAUCCAGGGCAACCUCAAGGUAAUGCAUAUUUGGUGGCAGGGAGUGCACAGAUGGGCCACAUCCAAGGUUACAAUCUUCCUCCAGAGCAGCUCCCUUCUCUCAGCCAAGGCACAGUUACUCCAUCUGCCAGCUCAGUAAUUCCUGGGCAGCCUGCACAGACGUCUUACACAAAUGCAAUGGUUGGUUCUGUUGCUGGAAGUACCUUCUCUAACCAGCCUUCAGUGUAUAGUCCACCACCUGGUACUGUUGAUGUUGCUGCUUAUCAGAAUGCUGGAACUAAUCUGUCCCAGGUGCCAAACUAUAACUUAGCAUCUACAGCUCUGCCACAGACAGCAGGCAGUCAGCAAGCACCUCCACAACAACCACAGCCUCCACCACCUCAACAACCACAGCACAGUUACUCACAGAAGGCUCUGCUAUAGGAUCCAGGACUUCUGAUUCCUAAUCUUCUUUAACCUCUGCUAAAGGCGGUUGGCGAUUCUAUGAGUUCCUUCAUUUAAUCUCUUAAACUUUGUUUAUCCUCAGCUUAAUAAGAAUCUCUCUUGGUGAACAAGUUCAAUUUGCACUGACUUUUUAGGAUUUUUUUUUUAAUUUUGCGGAAGAACUGAUAUAUGUAGGAAAUUUAAUUCCUUUUAAAAUGCCUAAAAUUGGUACAAGAUUAUUUAUGUAUGGUUAAAUUGGCUAGUUUGUGAAAACUCAACCAUUGCAAACUGUUGUGGCAUAUAUGUUAUGUACAUAUAGUGUGUGAUUGCAGUAGUGCCCAUUUCAUAUAACUAUGGUGGUCAUGUGAAUAUAUUUAACACAAUGUUUAAAAAUAAUUUGCUUUACUAUUUUAUUUUAAUCAUGAACUGACAACCAUAUUUCAUAGUUUUGUCUAGUUUUAAGACAGAUGCAAUGUCUUUUUCCAGUGCAGGAAAAACAGUAAUUCUGCAUAUCAUGGUUGCAAUUACAAGCUAAGGUCUAUAUAUGAAUUUAUAAACUUAACUAAGUUUCACUACUUCUUGAAUUGAACACAAGUGUAUCAUGACUAUUAGAUAGCUUAUCUACCAAAGUAAACUUGUUAACUAGUAAAGAAUUUGGGGGGAUAACAGCAAAUUAUGAUUCUGCUUCGGACAUAAUUACUAACUUCAAACAACUAUUCAGAGGCUGCUAAACAUAUCAUGGGACCAUGAAACAUAA